UUCCAAUAGCAGCCGGGCGGGGAUUGUUCCUGAGCUCAUUCACUUCACUUCCGCAUCGUUCAUUCGGCGACGCCAUAGAAGAAGUCGUGUUGUGUGUCACAAUAUGGCCGACGACGAUCUCAAAAGGUUAAGAGCGGCCAGGGGACAAUCAAAGGCGGCCAUUACAAGGAUGAUGGCCUUUAAGGCGACAGCGGAGGCUGCUUCUAGCAGCGAUGCGGACCCUCUGCUAUACCAGCAGAAGAAUGAUAGGCUUGAAAAGACUUUUCAAGAAUAUAAGGAACUCAACCUUGAAAUUUCAUUGUUGGACCCUGCGGAUUCCGAACGUGUUGAGGACUUCGAGGAGAAAUAUGAUCUGCUCAAAUCGUUCUAUGCGGGUGUAGUAAACAAGGCAUUGGACGCCUCUACGUCGAGCGUCUCACCGCAACCAUCCUUUUCGUCUCCUGGAGGCUGUAAUGCCUCGCCAUUUAGGCUGCCUCCAAUAAAUCUGAAAGUGUUCGCGGGAGAGAGCAACGGGCUGCUGCCUUGGAGUCCCUGGGAGAGCGGACGCCUUCAGGGCGCCGGUCUAGUUUAGUUGCGAGUAGUGUUAAAGUGGCCAAGCCGCUUAAGUCGGGUAUAAACAAAUGCGCUUUUGCCGGAGCAGCUGCCAGCCCUGCCUAGCAAGCUGAUCCUGCAGAAUACACGCUUUGGGUUUAACGUUGCUGGAUUGGCUGGUGCUUCCGACACAGCCCCGGUAUUCAACUUAGUAUCAAAUUAUUGCUGUCAACAGCUAACACACAACAGUGACAUAGGUAAAUUAGAUAAUAUUGUAUCUCAAUUUUGGUCUACUGAAAAGGUCCCAGAGACAUUCACAGAGGCCAGCUCUGAACAAGAGUUAGCUGAAAAAAUAUUUCAAGACACUGUAGUCUUAAAUGAUAAUAAAUUUGAAGUGGCGUUGCCCCUUAAGCAAGAUAUUAAAGACUUGUACUUAGGCAAUUCACUGUCAUGUGCUCUGAAACGAUUUUUGAAUUUAGAGUUGCGAUUUAAAAAAGAUGAUGAGUUGUAUUUAAAAUAUAAAGCUUUCAUAGAUGAGUAUGUGCGAUUAGGUCACGCAAAAUAUAUUGACCUUUCACAGUAUAACUUGGAUAGUCAAGCAGUUUACUUCCUAGCUCAUCACCCUGUUUUUAACCCCUCCAGCAAAACUUCUGCUCUGAGGGUUGUUUUUGAUGGGUCAAUGCCCACUUUGGCUAAAAUCUCACUCAAUGAUGUUUUAUUAAACGGCGCCGUUGUGCAAAAUGAUCUAUUUAGUAUUAUAGUAUUGUUUCGACUAUAUAAAUUCAUUUUGAAUUGUGAUAUACAAAAGAUGUUCAGAGCUAUCUCGUUAACUUCAGAGCACAGGCCUUUACAAAAUAUUUUGUGGCGUAAAGAUAAGAAUUCAGACAUACAAUGCCUUCAGCUACAAACUGUAAGUUAUGGUUUAAAAAGCUCAUCGUUUCUGGCCACUAGGUGCCUAUUAGAGUUAGUAAAUAGGUAUAAAGAUGCUUAUCCCCUGGCCGCAGAAGCCUUGUUAUAUAACACAUAUGUUGACGAUGUCAACCUGGUAGCCAAUGAUAUGAACCAAAUUUUGGCAGCCAAGACACAAUUGAUAGCCUUACUAAAGUUAGGUGGCUUUGAACUGCACAAGUGGUGCUCAAAUGUUGAUGGUUUAUUGGAUGAUAUCCCAAUUAGCUUACGAACUAAGGCAGUAGUAGACUUUUCCAAUGAAAAGGACCCAAUUGUGAAAACUUUAGGCAUUCAAUGUGACUUGGCUUCUGACACUAUUAUAAUGGUUGCCCCUAGACAUGAUGUUUGUGACAAUUACACAAAAAGAGGUUUAUUAUCAUUUGUCAGCAGACUUUUUGACCCUUUAGGCUUGGUCGGGCCGGCCAUAGUUAAUGCAAAGCUGCUCUUACAGCAGACAUGGUUGGAAAAACUAGAUUGGAACUCUCAGUUGCCCGACCACCUCAAUGAUGGGAUGAAAAGGUUUGCGGCAAGUCUGAAUAAAAUGAAGAGUAUCAUAAUUAAAAGAAAUUUAGGACACCUAAAGGGUCUGUCAUACGUACAAGCAUAUAUAUAGUUUGUGAUCUGCCAAUAGAUAUUUAAUUAAGUUUAAUUACAUAGCCCUUUAAUUAUAAGAAAACCUUUGCGGUUGGGAAUAUGUACGAGACGGUACAUAAUAAUUAUAUGUAAUGACAUCUGUCAAAGAGUUCAGUACAGAACUUACCGCAUACCUAGCACAGCGUGCUAGCGGUUGAACUUAAUAGAUUAAGCUUAUAAAAGUUGUAGUAGUUAGAAAAGUGGAAAUACAGUUCUUCAUUCAAUAAUAA
This is a messenger RNA of Leguminivora glycinivorella, 2342 nucleotides long. RefSeq lists its product as uncharacterized. Lineage: Eukaryota; Metazoa; Arthropoda; Insecta; Lepidoptera; Tortricidae. The coding region runs from base 104 to 571 and encodes 155 amino acids. The record is from RefSeq and is a predicted model, not a curated record. The transcript is spliced from 2 exons.